CUCCCCACGAUCGCCUUCUUCGGCAGCACAGGCGGCUGCACCCUCCACUGCCUAGUUCUAGCCCUCCAGGCCGGGUAUAAGUGCAACGCAAUCGUGCGCACGCCCGAAAAACUUACCACCCUGCUCGCCCCAUACAACCUCCCGGCCCCCGCCCUCAAAAACCUGCACAUCAUCGAGGGCAGCGCCACCGACGCCGCGGCCGUGCGCACCACCCUCCUCGCCCCCGACCAAAUCCCGGGCACCUUCUCCCCCCGAACAGUCGACCUGAUCAUCAGCGGGAUCGGCAGCAAGCCCAAUUUUGCGAACCUGCUGCACCCGACCCUCGAGAACCCGACCGUCUGCCAGGACGGGAUGCGCACGUUACUGGCGACCCUGCACGCUCUCCAGGCCGACGAGCACGCGCAGGGGAAACCCAAGCUGGCCGUCAUCAGCACGACGGGCGUGGACUCGAAGCGCGACGUGCCGGUCAUGAUGCUGCCGCUGUACCACUGGAUGCUGAAGGUGCCGCACGCGGACAAGAAGGCGAUGGAGGCGAUGAUCCGGGCGGAUGCGGCGGAGGGGGAGCAGAGGGCGCUGGCGAGCUAUCUGAUCGUGCGGCCGAGUUUCUUGGUCGAGGGUAAGGAUAAGAAGGUCCGGGUCGGGACGGAGGAGGAGCCUGCCGUGGGGUAUGGCAUCAGUCGCACGGAGGUCGGGCGGUGGAUCUUUGAGAACGCCGUG
Molecule: messenger RNA, 717 nt
Organism: Aspergillus japonicus CBS 114.51
Lineage: Eukaryota; Fungi; Ascomycota; Eurotiomycetes; Eurotiales; Aspergillaceae
Product: NAD(P)-dependent oxidoreductase
Exons: 2
Source: RefSeq, a predicted model, not a curated record